Messenger RNA from Harmonia axyridis, 3033 nucleotides. RefSeq lists its product as uncharacterized. Gene Ontology annotation, cellular component: nucleoplasm; ribonucleoprotein complex. Bases 241 to 2724 code for a protein of 827 amino acids. Gene Ontology annotation, molecular function: RNA binding. Lineage: Eukaryota; Metazoa; Arthropoda; Insecta; Coleoptera; Coccinellidae. The record is from RefSeq and is a predicted model, not a curated record. Gene Ontology annotation, biological process: regulation of RNA splicing. The transcript is spliced from 3 exons.
AUUCUGUCUGUGGUUCUAUCUAGAACGAACAAAUAAACUAAUGUCAUGUCAGCCAUGAUAGUGAAAUUGAUUGUUUUUGCUGACUGCGUCCAUUUUAGCGAAUAUUAUAAUAUAAACUGAUUUCGUUUCCUGUUGAUUGGUGCCUUUAUUCUACUAGGGGAAGAUUUGAAUAGCUUUGUAUUGAUUAUUAAUCAUACGAUCGCUUUUUUUCCAAGAUUUAUUUAUAUGAUUUAGGUUAAGAUGAGUGUCAUAAUAAGGCUGCAAAAUUUACCCUGGUCGGCAAACGCUUUGGACAUCCGACAGUUUUUCAACGGUUUAAGUAUCCCAGAAGGAGGAGUUCAUAUAGUUGGUGGCGAAUUGGGAGAUGCUUUCAUUGCUUUUAGCACCGACGAAGAUGCUCGUCAAGCCUUCCAGAGGAACAAUGGGAACAUCAAGUCCGUUCAGAUUACCCUCUCGUUGAGUUCCCGUACUGAAAUGCAACGGGUGAUAGAAGCGGCCAGGAGUCAGACUUAUUCUGCAUUCAUGCAGGCAUCGCCGCCUGCGCCAAGUAUAAUGCCAGCUGCUGUUCCCUGCGCAGUACCAGCCGCAGUUCCCGAAAUCAAACAAGAUAUAUCUAAAGACAACAAAAACGAUAAAAAAGAACGUGAGAGGAAGAGAUCGCGAUCACGAGAAAGAAGAGAUCGAUCUAGAGAUCGACGCGAUCGACGUUACAGAGAACGCAGUCGAUCCAGAUCCAGAGAUCGGCGGAGAAGACGUGAAAGAAGUAGGUCCAGGGACCGCUCACGGUCUAGGGAACGCAGAUCCAGGGACAGCAGUAGAAGGAGAUCUAACGAGAAAGUUAUCGUAAAGGAACAAAGGAAGAUAGAACCAUGGGCUCAGAACGAACCCAUUAUUCAACAACCGCUUGUUACCCCCGGUUUGAUUGCUAACAAUUUCGUGAACAAUUUGGAGGAACUACGACGAAACUUGAACGUUAUCAAUCCGGCUUUGACCGGGAACAAUUUCCAAGCUGCUCUUUCUCUCAAUCGAGGACGUGAAAGUUGGCCACAAACGAACCUACCGCAUUUGAAAAAUCAGAACAUCUUCCAGCAGAGACCUUCCGAUGAAAAUUUUACUAACGAACCGAGAAAUUUUCAAAGUAAAAUGGAAAGUAUGAAUUUCGAUCGGAACAAUCGUCGGAAUAUUUUCGCGAAAGUGAAUAACUCGAAGCCGAUGGAACCCGAAUCCAGAAACCAAUUCGAAAGAGCCCCAGCUCCAAACUGCUGCGUUCGAAUCAAACCCUUCUACGGCGCUUACGGAGAUCUGCGACGUUUUUUCCACGGCUGUUUCAUAAGUAAUAAAGGAAUUAAAUUUAUCAAUGACAAGUCUGGUUCAAGAACUGGAAUAGUUUACGUGCAAUUCGGAAACCCCGAGAGCAAAGUUGAAGCUUUGGCUAGGAAUAAUGAGAAUAUGAAUGGGAUAAACAUAUCAAUUACGCAUAUUGAUGAUAAAGAAUUUGAAGCUUCUGUUGAUAGAUUCUUGCCUAAAAAAGACGAAGAGGAAGAAUUUCGUCCAUCGAGAACAUUUUCUGGUAAAACGAAAUUUUUCAAUAGAUCCGAUAAAUCGAUAGAGACGUUAAAAGUAUUCACUUGUUUAACUGUAGAAGAUCUUCCAACUUAUGUUAAAGAACAGGAUAUCCUGAAAAUGUUCUCGCAUUACCCCCUGACUAGUAUAAUAAUUCCUCCAAGAAGUCGCGAUAGUUACAUUGCCUACGCUAGAUUCAGCAACGCUGAUGAUGCCAAAAAGGCCUUGUCCGAGACGCAGUUGCAUGUUAUAGAAGGCAAAGCUGUUACCGUCAGAGCCUGUAAGGACGAAGAUUUCGAGAAAGUGAAUCAAGAACAUGACGUUAAAAUCACACCUCCAAAUGUCCAGCGAAAAAUUGAUACCGACUGCCUCAGAUUGUCAGGUUUACCAUUAAAGACCAAUGAUAGAGAUAUAGCAGAUUUUUUUUCCGAUAUCGCCGUUAUACCGAAGAAAAUUCAUCUUAUUAAUAAUAAUUUCGGUGGUUUCACGGGGGAAGCUUUCUGUGAAUUUGAAACUUUGGAAGAUGCAGAGAAGGCGUAUUCUAAGAACUCAUCAUAUUUAGGAACUGAAUUGAUUAGUGUCACACCAGUGAAGAGGAAAAAUAUGGAAGAGUCACUUGGAAUAAAACCGUCUCCAGAUGUGAAAGUUGUUAUCAAAUCCGAUCAGGUCAUUUCGUCUCCUGAAGAUCUAGAGAUGAAAAUUUUGAAUUCUGUUCAACAUAAUGAAAGAAUGACCGAGUUCCAGCCUGACAAUUCUCAAAUUCCUUUUUACCCCGAAAAUAAUACUCCACGCCCGUUCCAAAAUUCAAGGAACAACUUCGAAGGAAAUGGUCGAGGUCGGGGAGGAUUUGGCGGACGUGGUGGAAGAGGUAGCAGAUUUGGGCCACCAGUAGGGAUGCGUAAUAAUAUGUCGCAAGAAGUACCUCCAGGAUGUACGGUUUAUAUGGAUAAUAUUCCAUACAAAGCUGGCACAAAUGAUAUAUUAGACUUUUUCGAAGGCUAUAAUGUGGCUAAUAAUGUGAGUCGACGGUUCAACCCUAACAACACACCAACUGCAGAAGCGAAAGUAGUAUUUCGUACUCCUGAGGAAGCAUUCGUAGCAGUCAGAGAUAAAAAUAUGCAAAAUAUUUGGGAUAGACCAAUAUAUUUGAGACAGGUUUAGACAUAAGUAAAAUUGUGUAUAUAGUUGUAUAUAUGAAUAGAUGGUUAAAGUCAAUAUUAAUUUAAAGAAGAGAACUGGGACAUGUUUUCAUUUAUAGGACUGUUAGUUUCAUCAAGAUUGGGAAAAUUCUAUUGAAUUUUUGAAGUACAAAUGAUAGAUAUUUUUUCAAUUACUUUUUCGCAGAUAUUGUGGAACAUUUCUGCUUUUCUAUCCAUUCUGAUGUAUUCAUUAUUUUAUUCUAUUCCUUAAUUCCUUCAAUCUGUAAAUAAAAUCCUAAUUAACUGUGCUUUGAGGACAGUUAAGAAAUAA